GGCUAUCUUGAAUUAGAGUACGUAUGAUACACCAGCAUUAUUUAGGAUUCGGCAAAUGUGUCCAUCCAAAGUCAAGAAUUAUCCCGAGCCCUUGCGGUCGAAGGUCGUAUUCGCGCCGAAACAGUGGUAAGUGUGCGACCGGUUCUGCUGAGGCCGGUGCCUCUCGUAGCAGGGUAUCGGGCGAGCUAGUAAUGGGCUCUACAACUUUUCGAGCUCUUCGGAAAUACGAAUCGAGAAGGCCCCGCACACCGGCUGCAACCUCACGGAUCGGCGAAGCGUAUCUCGCAGCUGGUGGGCCAGGUGAAGGAAGAUCCUCUUGCAACACCUCGGUGGCAUUCGAACCCAGCACUACCUCAGGCUCUUCUGUUUCCUCAUCCGGCACCGUUGAUUCCUCCGCCUGUUUGAGUUGGCUCGCUAGUCUAAGGAUACUCGAUUCUUCCCAGCGCGAAACGUUGAACGGUUCGAAGAGUCCGCCGGACCAAAUAUCGCACCAGCAGCGGUCCAACAGACUUAUCACGGGAGGUAAAGGAGCCUGGAUCCCGCUGGGCAAUGAGAAGUUGAGCGCUGCGCCGAAAGUCGUGAUGUCGUCUGCCCAGGGAGUGGACAGUGGCGCCUCGAGGGGGAACGGAUGCCAAUUACAGGAGGAGAAGAACAGAGUUCCAAGCAGUACGAUGCAGUAGAAACUGGGGACAAAGUGAGGUUCGGAGCCACCAUACGUGAAUUCACCGACCAAGGUCUAGCUUGGAUGAACAAAGCAACAAGGAAGAGGAUCAGAAAGUAGGGAGGAGCCGUCGGAAGAGGGAGAAUCAACAAGGGCAGAAACCACCGAGUGCACCUUCCCGCUCGUUAGAGCAGGUCCGACGCGUCAAGCCGCUCACUUACCACAUUGGUCAAGAUGAAGUGCAAUGAUUGUCUUUGUUUACCUCGUGAACCUUCUGGAAUCUGCACGUUUCUUUUUCUACGCUUUCUAUCCCACCACUUCAAAAUCGCCCUGUGAAAAUGGCUGCUGUCCAUCCUGAAGUUUUGUGGGCCCAGCGCAGCUCCGAAUCGGACGAGGAGAAAAACAUCAUCUAUCUCACCAUCAACCUGCCUGAUAUCCAGGAGUCCUCCCUGGAAUACGCGCUCGAGCCGACGAAACUGACCUUCAAGGCCACCUCCGGAAACACCAAGACUGGAUCGGAGAAAGCAUACGCCUUUGAGCUCGAGUUCUUCUCCGAAAUCGUGCCUGAGAAAUCGUCCAAGAAGCUGUCGACGCGUUCUUUCUACCUUGUGCUCCGCAAAAAGGAGCAGAAGGCUGAGUUCUGGCCGCGCCUUACCAAGGAGAAGGUCCGGAACGCGUACUUGAAGACCGAUUUCAGCAAAUGGGUCGAUGAGGACGAGCAGGAUGGUCCCGAAGCACGCGAGGACGAGGACCUUGAGUCUGCUAUGGGUGGAAUGGGAAUGGGCGGCGGUAUGCCCGGAAUGGGUGGAAUGGGCGGAAUGCCCGGUAUGGGUGGUAUGGGCGGCAUGGGCGGCAUGCCUGGUCUGGGUGGCAUGGGCGGCAUGGGCGGAAUGCCGGGCAUGCCAGCCGGAAUGGACUUCGAAAAGAUGAUGGCGGAGAUGGGUGCUGCGGGUGGCUCAGGUGCGGGUGCGGGUGACGAGGACGACUCAGAUGAUGAUGGUCCUCCUCCCCUUGAGGCUGCCGAGCCAUCGAAGUAGACCGCCCGCACGCAGUAGAAAUUUGAAUGUAACGUGUUGAUCUAUCGAAAGCUGUUAUCUUCCCUGCUUUGAGUGCCUCACUAUCCCAACGAUCUGCAGAAACGAG
This is a messenger RNA of Mycena citricolor, 1804 nucleotides long. The record is from the annotation of a GenBank genome assembly. Lineage: Eukaryota; Fungi; Basidiomycota; Agaricomycetes; Agaricales; Mycenaceae.